GCCAAGCAGCCACGGAGAAGGCCAAGAAGCCGAACAAGCGAGGAGGCAGGUCGGCGGACACGCGUCAGCACCGCGAGCUCCGAGGGACCGCCUUUAGGAAGCUCAAGGCGUGCGGCAGCAGAGCGCAGCUCACGCAGGAGGAGCGAGCAGCGGUGACGAGGCAGCUGAGAAGCGACAUCGAGAGGCUGACGACGGAGAGUCAGAACAUGAGACAGGAACUUCAGAACAGAGACGUGACGAUCGCAGAGAUGCGAGGUCAGCUUCAAGCUCAGCAACAGGCUCAGCAGCAGCGGGUAGCCCCGCGCGGCGAGAUGAUGGAUCCGAAGAUUCUUCACAAGGUGAAGCCGUUCGACGGCCACAGGGCGAGUUGGAAGACGUUCAGUUUCCAGUACAGAGCGUACCUGAUCGCCCAGGAUCGAAGGUACCGAGAUCUUCUGGAAAGGUGCGAGGACGGAGCCCAGGAGGUGGACAACGUCAACCUGGACGCGCAGGAGGAAGAGCUAAGCACGCAGUUGUACUACGGCCUGGUCCUGGCGAUGCCCGAGGACUCAGUAGGCGAGCUGAUCGUGAGGAACAGCCCAGUAGGAGAAGGAGCCGAGUGUUGGAGGAAACUUCAGAAGGAGUACAACCCGAGCGAGGCAGGAAACGUGCUGGCGAUGUGGACCAAGCUCACGGACACGAAGUUCGACGCCAAAGAAGACGUGAUGGUGAGCAUCAGCAAGCUGGACGAGGACAUGACAAGGUACCAGAAGAUGGCAGGAGAACCAGUCUCGGACCUGAUCAAGCGAGGCAUCCUUACAAAGGCGCUGAAGGAUCACGACGAGCUGCAGAAGCACGUGUUUCGGAACAGCAGUCGGCUAAGUACGUACGAGCUCCUGAGAGCCGAGGUGGUGUCGGCGUUGAUGGCAGAGCGAGCGGUUCAGGACGACCCGAUGGAGAUAGGCGCGCUGAAGGGCGGAAAGAGACCGUGGAAAGGCCGCGGCAAAGGGAAAGACGGCAAGGGCAAGGAGAGGCCACCGAAUCCCGACGCCGAGAUCGAGUGCCACUACUGUCACAAGAAGGGCCACCGCAGCGCAAACUGCCGAAAGCGGAUCGCCGACGAGAAGAAUACAUCCGAGAAGGACAAGAAGGACAAGAAGCAGCUCCGUCUCAAGAAGCGCAGCCACACGAUCGACUGGAAGUACUGCUUGCCUAGCUACCACCAAUAUGUCUGCUGCUCUUGCAAGAAGACCUUUGAAGGAUGGCGAUGGCACUUCGAUCAGUGGAAGCUGGACUAUUGUGCCGCGUGUGCCGAGUACUGCCUGGACAACUGGUUCAAGGACGAGGAAGAGCCAGACGACAACGAGAAGCAUGUCACCGUCGCUGGUCUUCGGCCCGUGGAUGAAGAUCAGAGCCCUGCAGAUGACCGAUUGCGGUUAGCCCCGCUUCGGAAUGCGAUCAUGCUCGACUCAGGUGCGCAGAUCAGUGCGAUACCGAGAUCACAGGUGACCAAGCAUAACUACACGCCGACGGACAGCAACGUUGUCGGCUUGAAGGGCAUAGGAGGCGAGGAGAUCGAGAGGUACGGCCACGUGGUCACUGGAUCAUCAACGGUACCGUCGAGCCACCUGACGGAGCUGAGUUCGUACCUCUACGGCGUCACCAAGGAACCAGCUGAUGAGAACAAGAUCCCGAAGGUCAUGUUCGACAUCUUUUACGUAGGGACGGACCAGCUGGCUGCGAAGUACAAGCUUAAAGGAGGUUACUUCAGCAUCAGGGAGAAGAUGUCGGUCACGAAGGCCGAGCUAGACCAAGCGGUCUCUGUCUUGAAUGUUAUCGACUGUAAGAUCUUGGCUCAGGCGACGUUGUACGCGAACAAGGAGACGGAUGACUACAAGGUGUCCUUCCUGCUAGGCGUGCUGGAAGCUUGGGGCCACACAACAGUCAUACUUCAGACAGACCAGGAGCCUGCCACCAUGGCUCUGGCGCAGGCAGUUCGAGAUCGCAGAUCACACUCAACCUUGGUGCGGGGAUCACCGCCCUUUUCCAAGCAAAGUGCAGGCUACGCUGAAGGAGCUAACAAGCUAGCAGCUGGUCUACUUCGAGCCUACAAGCUGAAGCUGGAGCACAAGCUGGGCUGUGAGAUCAAGAUGACGGAUCCGAUCGUGCCAUGGCUUGUGAACUCAGUGGGGUGGAUGAUUACCAGAUUCCAGCCUCGCAGUCACGGAGGUUCCUCCUACAAGAUGCUCUACGGCAAAGAGUACAACGGCGAGAUUGCGGAGAUGGGUGAGCAGGUCUGGUAUCGGAUCUCAGCCAGAGUUGCCGCGGGACGUGGCAAAUGGGAAGCCCGCUUCGCAAAAGGAAUCUGGGUUGGUAAGAGUGAGCUGGACGAUACACAUCUCGUGAUCGAUCCUGAACGUGGAGUGCAGAAGGUCAGAACGGUGCGAAGGAUGCCUGAGGAGUUCAGAUGGCAGCCCGAGCUCAUCCAGCACAUCAGGGUGACGCCCUGGAAGCAGACGCCCGACAAGAGUUCAGGAACGAUCGGACGCAGCAUGUACAUCACGGAGCGCAUGAUCGAUGCUCAUGGUCCUACUGACGAGUGCAGGAAGUGCAGUACAGGAUACGGUUCGCAUUCGGCAGCCUGCCGACAGCGUUUCGAGACCAUUCAGGCCGACUUGCUGCGCGAGAAGUUGGCAAAGGACCCUGUGGCCCCUGAGGUGCAGACAGCCAUGGACACGGAGAGUGGCGAGCUCAGGAGCCACUUCGGAGAUCCUGAGGAUCAGCAGGUGGAGCAGAUGGUUGAGGUGAGCGCCGAGCUGCAUGAGAAAGACCAGUGGAGCCCAAAGACGAUACACUACGAUUACUAUACUGGAGAGCCUCUGGAUGAGGACCUGUAUCAGAAGGGUCGCGACGACGAGCUGCAGGCCAUGAAAGACUACGGGGUCUACGUGGAAGUGGCGACAUCGACGGCGACUGACGGCAAGCACAUUGGAGGUUUCCCGAUAGCCCACAUGAAAGAAGGAAAGGUCAGGUGGAGGUUCGUAGCAACCGAGGUGAACAAGUACGAGGUCAGGGAGGACAACCACCAAGGCACGCCCCCGCUCAUGAUUGUCAGAGCGACGCUGAGCCGUGCCGCUUCAAGUCCAACUUCCAGCGGGCAGCACCUGCGGAAGAUACAAGUCUGGGACGUCAGGAAGGCUUUCUUCAACGCUGACUUAGACGAGACGAUCUACGUGCAUCCUGGGAGAGAGCUGUGUCCGCCUGGAAGGUGCUGGUGGUUACGCAAGGCCAUGAACGGUACCAGGAAGGCGUCGCAGAUGUGGGGUGAGCUUGUGAGAACUACUAUGGACGACGGCCAUUGGGAAUGCUUGGUUGGAACUCCUAACGUGUUCUACUUACCUGCUAGCCCCAACACAGCCCCCUUCGACGAGGAUAGCACAGCGAUCUGCCAUGGCGAUGACUUUCUUGCUGAAGGCUACGACGAGCAGCUGGACGAGCUGGACGAGUUGUUGAAGCAGCAGUUUGAGGUCACGGCCAGCGCCAGACUUGGACCAGGAGCGGUGGGGCAGACUACAUACCUCAAGAGGACGAUCGGCUACACCGACAAGUUGCCAGGUUGCGAGGAGCCAGGUUUCUUCUGGACUGCCGAUCCCAAGCAUGUGGACUUCAUGAUCAAGUGGACGCAGAAGCGAGGACUUCAGUGUAAGACUUACCUGAUCGAGACCCAGAGGCCCUGCAACCUGAAGAUCUAUAGUGACAGCACAGCUGGACGUGGCAUGUGCAGCCGAGUUGGGGUGGGCAAGGUCAGGCAUCUGGAGCUGAGGUACUUGUGGAUUCAGGAGCGGUUGCGUCUCAAGGCGUUCGAGCUUCACAAGGAGGACACCAGCAAGAUGACAGCCGACAUGCUCACGAAGUACAGCGAGUGGCCGACAAUCGAGAAGCAUUGCACCACUCUCAACCUCAGGUUCGGAAAGCAGAUGACGGGCUUGAGCGCAAUGGCAGUUUUCACGGAGGUCGUGACGAAGGCGUCAGGCGAGAAGGUGACAGUGUACGGAGGAUCUGACGAGGUUGCGGUUUGCCCCGCGCCUGUCAGCCACUAUGUGGAGAGCGAGGAGUUCAGGUUCUACUUGAUGUUGGGACUUGUUAUGGUGACUGCAGCGAGUACUUUCUUAUUGGGGUGCUGGUGUGGUUGCUACUUCAAGAACUUCUACGACAAGUUCUUCCUCCAGGGUGCGGUUAGCCCCGCCUCUGGAAGCACUUGCCCACCAUCUGCGCGGGCUGACGUCGAGUUCAAGACCGUGUGUGCACAGCAGGACAAAGGUGCAAGGCACAAGCUCUUAAACACGUUUCUUGUGGCUGAGCUGCGAGCUGUCUUGAAGGCCAAGAGCCUGGCCGUGUCAGGGAUCAAAGAAGACCUGGUCACGAGGAUGAUCAAGCACGGAGGUGUUCUGUCGGAUCGCCAGGCCAAGGAGAUCGAGCAGCUGCGGGUGAUGGCUACAGCGCAUGGACCUCUUGCCAAGCUUAGCUUGCAGGACAUCAGCAGUCCAGAGGCUGCGCAGAAGUGGAUCGAGACGUUCAAGGGCGAGUGCCGAGACCGUUCCAGAGGCUCUCAGGUGAUCCACGGAGAGG
Prorocentrum cordatum is the source of this 4608-nucleotide messenger RNA. The record is from the annotation of a GenBank genome assembly. NCBI's taxonomy places the organism in Eukaryota, Dinophyceae, Prorocentrales, Prorocentraceae.